This is a messenger RNA of Letharia lupina, 2271 nucleotides long. RefSeq lists its product as uncharacterized. The transcript has 2 exons. The coding region runs from base 1 to 2271 and encodes 756 amino acids. The record is from RefSeq and is a predicted model, not a curated record. Lineage: Eukaryota; Fungi; Ascomycota; Lecanoromycetes; Lecanorales; Parmeliaceae.
AUGUCUUCGAAGAAAUGCUGCCUAAGGCAACACAUCCGCGGCGAACCUGCCAAUCUCACAUUCAUUGACCUGAGCCUUGAUGACACUGUCCUCAAAUACGUUCUUCACGGCCCAAAUCUCUUAGGUAGUCACAUCGAAGAAGAAUUCGAGCUUUUCGAAAUUGACACCCAAAAUGGCUUCGCUUUUCUUGAAGCACUCACCCCAGACAUAUCCAUAGAGUCACUUGGACGCAACUUUGACGGAGCAUUUGCCCAUACCGGAAUAAAUGUUCGGCCUUCUACUUCUGGCAGUAUAUCAACGCUGCAGCUCCUUCCUGGUCAGUCCUUCAAUAUCGGAAAGACAACAUUAAAUCUUGUUCCUGAGGAACACAGCGAUCUCCCAAUCAACUCGUCAGGCCUGCCUACCACUAAUUUCGAGAGUUACAACUAUCAAGUCAAUCGCACUAGCACACCACAACGUACCGCCAGAGUGGGUCCUGCCGUCAUUGAAACUCCUAUGCCGCGCAGAGAACAUGAGUCUGACAAAUUCACGCCUAUCCUCGAGCAGAUUACCGGACAGGCAGUCUCGGGGAGGAAAGACAGUAAAAAAUGGCCGGGGAGUCCUUUGAAGCGCGAGGUCAUGCGAACAGUGCGAGACGCUAGUGAAAAUGGUCACUCUAGUUCACAGCCUAGCAUCAAGAAAGAAGACGAGCACAUGGCUGAUGCAGCGAUCAAUGAGCCUGAUCCUUCGAUUUCGCAGCCCCAUGUCAAGACCGAAGACCAGCCUUAUUUUGAUGCAAACGCUGCAAGGCCGCUGGACCAAGGUGUGGUGGACCUCGAGGACGCGAAAAUUGCGAGUGUAGAUCUUAAGAGCGAGCAUCUUGAAAAUUUAGAGCCGCUGUUAUCACUCAAGUCACGAGUGCAUCCAGAAGGAGGCUCAAACCGUUCACCCAUUCUAGAAGAGUCGAAGCCUAUAUCUUCGCCAGUGGUGCGAGUGCGUCCAGCAGGAGAAACUAGAGCUUCAAGCCAUUCACCGCUCCUGGCAGGGUCGAAGUCUUUGUCAUCAUCCGUUGCGCGAGUGCAGCCAGAAAGACGACCUGAAGCCCUGGCUCGAUCGUCCAUCCUCCAAGCGGCUCUGGAUUCAAGCCCGCAACUGGAUGACAAUCUUGAUGAUACACGAGCCCGCAAGAAGACAAAAACCGCGACAGUCUCCCGUGAGGCCCUGGUUGAUGAGAGUCAGGACAGUCUGCAAAAUGAAGUAAUAUCCGUCAAAAGAGGAGUCCCCGCCUCAACAGAUCGUCCAGUCUCUGCCGAUCAGGCAUCAUCAACAGUUUUGACGCCCUCAAUCAAUACAGGACCCCUCUCUCAUUCCGCAAAUCAACCCAAACAAAGGCCUCUUACUCCCUCGACAGGAUUGAAGCACUUUAGUCCCCCCAUUGAUUCAGACUCACUGCCUCACCCCGCCAAUCAACCGCCGUCAGAAUCAUCGUUCAAUCCAACUGGACCAAAUCCUCGGACUCCUUUCUCCGACAAUAACACGGCCUCAGCAUCUCCUUCUAAUUCGGUCGAGCCAAGCAGCUCGAUGAGGAGUACUAGAUCUACGGCUCGAGAUGAGCUUAACAUCUCGUCAUCCACGGACGCGGGAGCACGUAUCUGUUUUGCGAGCUCAAGUUCAGCCGGAGAUUCGAAGCCGUUUCUGCGAUUUCUGUCACAGAAAGGAGUUAAGAAAGUCCAGUCGGUGCACGACUGCACUCUCUUGUGCGUCGGUAAGGAGCUCAAGAAAACCAGCAAGGUAAUUUUAGCUGUGCUUUUAGGCAAAGAUAUUAUCACCGACCGCUGGGUUACCGACAGUGUUAAGGGAAACGAUCUGCUGAGUGUUGUGCCUUACCUUGCACGAGAUCCUGAGAAGGAGGCCGACUGGGGAAUCUCUCUCGAUGAAGCGAUCUAUAGGGGAAAGCAAGGUCUCAGGGUUUUGCAGGACCAGACAGUACUUUUCACGCCAUCUGCAAGGAAGGAACUUGGCAAAAACGGAUUCGAUGAGCUCAAGGAGAUCGUGAAGUGCGCGGGUGCCAGGAGCGUCUCUUCGGCACUAAUCAAGAAGAGUCCAGAGCAGAAUACAAUUGUCGUUGCAACGCACGACAAUACCGAGGUGGCGGAGCUUCAGAGGCUAGGCUGGAGAGCCUAUGUGAAAGACAUCAUCAGCCUGAGUGUUCUCCGUGGCAAGCUGGACUUGCAAAGUGAUGAAUUUCUCAUCAAGGAGCAGAAGAAAGAACAUGGGAAGAGGAAGCGUUGA